This is a messenger RNA of Bombina bombina (fire-bellied toad), 3257 nucleotides long. It is a transcript of the gene THNSL1, whose product is annotated as threonine synthase like 1. Lineage: Eukaryota; Metazoa; Chordata; Amphibia; Anura; Bombinatoridae. Gene Ontology annotation, cellular component: cytoplasm. The record is from RefSeq and is a predicted model, not a curated record. Bases 157 to 2331 code for a protein of 724 amino acids. The transcript has 2 exons.
GGGUGGGGUGUGUGUACAGUUCAGACUUACACGCAGCAGCUCGUAAUCUGUGUGCAGGAAACUGCUUGUAUCCUCAGCAGAGCUAUAUUUAACAUUGUUUAAGUCUACAAAAAGUGUGUGUUUAACAAUUUUCAACAUCCAGAAGGAAAAGCCAAAAUGUCAUUAUGUAUUUCAAAGUCUACAACAAAAUUGUUUAAGUUUCUUCUAACAAGGACCUUUGCAAAACCAAAACAACGGAAAUUAUGUCUUUCAACCCACAGCCCACUUAUUGGAGACAAAAAUCUUGUUUUGAUGGGACCUCCGGGUUCUGGGAAAACGUUAGUAGGCAGAUUACUUGGAGAGAAGCUGGGAUGCCCUGUUAUUGAUGUUGAUGACGACAUCCUUGAAAAAGACUGGAAUAUGAGUGUUGCUAAUAAAUUGCAGGAUGUUGGUGACAAGCAAUUUUUGGAAGAGGAAGGAAAAGCCCUUUUAAAGUUUACAGCAUCUGGAAGUGUAAUUUCCCUUACAGGUUCCAACCCUCUUCACACUUCUAGCAUGGAGCAUACAAAGAAAAAUGGAAUAGUGGUAUAUCUUGAUGUUAGUACAGAAGAUAUUUUGGAUAGGCUUGAAGGAAUGAAAGUGGAUCGUAUUGUUGGCCAAUUGUCCGGAGCUUCAAUGGGUGACAUACUUCAGAAAAGGAAGCGCUAUUAUAAAAAAUGGCAUGAUGUCCGUGUGUUUUGUCUGUCUGGCGAUAAUAUAGAGAUAGUUGCCGACAAAGUAAUUGAGGGAGUUAAAAGAUACCAGGAUACUGAAUCUGACACAUUCAUUUCCACCAGAUCUGUAGACCCUAGUAAAGACAAAACAAAGUACUUCAGUGAUGUAGUUAUUGAUGGUUUAGCUCCAGAUGGUGGGCUGUAUGUUCCUGAGAAUGACCUACCAAAGUUCUCUGCAGGAGAAUGGAAAAGACUUAUUAGGUCCACUUAUACUGAAAGAGCCCAGAUAAUAUUAGAAAGAUGCAUACAUCCUGUUGAUAUUCCUGCUUCUGUACUGGGAGAAAUUGUUGAUAAAGCAUAUGGAGAAAAUUUUGCUUGCAGCAGAAUUGCUCCAGUAAGACAUUUAACUGGUAAUCAAUUCAUUCUUGAGCUUUUUCAUGGGCCAACAGCAUCAUUUAAGGAUCUGGCAUUGCAAUGUUUGCCUCAUCUUUUUGCUUACUGUAUUCCUAAAGUGUGCAACUACCUAGUGUUGGUUGCAACUUCUGGAGAUACAGGAAGUGCUGUUCUAGAUGGCUUUAGUCGUCUCAGUGACAUUGACAAACAAAGGAUUGCUGUGGCUUGCCUGUAUCCUGAAAAUGGAAUAAGCCCAGUACAAAAAGCGCAAAUAAUUACUUGCCAAGGAACUAAUGGGUUGGCGUUAGGAAUACAAUCUGAUUUUGAUUUUUGUCAAAAUGCUAUUAAAGAAAUAUUUAAUAAAUCAGAUUAUACUGGAUUUCUCACAGCUGAAUAUGGAACUGCUCUUAGCACGGCUAAUUCAAUAAACUGGGCAAGACUGCUCCCUCAAGUAGUUUACCACGCAUCAUCAUACCUUGAUUUAGUUGACCAAGGCAUUAUUUCUUUUGGAAACCCAAUUGAUGUGUGCAUCCCCACAGGUAACUUUGGAAACAUAUUAGCAGCAGUAUAUGCCAAGCAAAUGGGAAUACCUAUCAGAAAGCUCAUAUGCGCAUCUAAUCAGAACCAUAUUUUGACUGAUUUUAUAAGGACAGGUAAUUAUGACCUAAGAGGUCAAAAACUGCAGCAGUCAUUUUCCCCAUCAAUUGACAUUCUCAAGUCUUCAAAUUUAGAGAGGUAUUUGCAUCAUCUUGCAAACAAAGACGGUCAAUUUGUGCAACAUCUGUAUAAUCAGUUACAGAAUCAAGGUCAUUUUCAACUGCAAAGCAAUUUACUUAGAGCUCUUCAGCAUGAUAUUGUUGCAGACUGGUGCUCUGAGAAGGACUGCUUAGCAGCAAUUCACUCUGUCUAUAGAGCUACAGGGUAUAUUUUGGAUACACAUACCGCUGUUGCUAAAGUAGUUGCUGACAAAGUGCAGGACAAAACAUGUCCUGUUGUCAUAUCAAGUACAGCUCAUUACUCUAAGUUUGCACCUGUCAUUUUGCAAGCAUUGAAUAUUGAUCAAAUGAAACAAAGUCCUUUAGGUCAGCUUCAUAUUUUAAAUUCUUUUAACCCCUUACCUCCAGCUCACAGAACUCUCCUUAAGCUGAAAGAGGGUAAAAAUAGCCACGUUUCUGUAGCCGACUCACAAAUAGUGAUGGACCACUUGGAACAAUUUAUACAAAAUCUAUUUUUGAAAGUUUACUGAAGGGUAUUGUAGUUCUGAUAUUUCCUACAAACCAAAUGUAGAUAAGAAACGUCAAAUAGAAGAACACAGAGGCGCCACCAUGGCCCAGUACCACCAAAACAAAGAAAUAAAUAUAUAGAAGGCACUAUAUAUACUCACAAACGUCAAGCACCCAGGUGGUGCUAGUGGGGCAGGCUGAAACUUCACAGUAGUUCAGCUCACUGAUAUACCUCCAAAUAGAUCCAGUCGGUGUUCCUUGAGAGCCUAAGAUCCUAUGCCUAGAAAAGAGAGAGGCAAACCAACAUGGCCUAGUAUUGUUUGAGCCCAGGGAGAAUAUAGCCCUAAUGGGGCCCAGGGAGAAUAUAGCCCUAAUUAUUAUAUGUAGAUAAGAAACGUAACCAUAGUACUGUAGCUUCCACCAAAACAAAUUAAUGAGCAUACCAUGGAGGAAUUUCAGGAAGGCUAUUUCAAUAAUCAUUAAAAAAAAAAAAUAGGAAAGCACUUUGAAACAGUUUAAAAAUAGAAGCUUCUUAAAUUAAAUCUAUUUUCUUGGAAAAUGGGUUGUUGGCCCUAGGGAAAACAUGUCACUUUUUACGUUGUUACUUCCAAUGAAUAACAAGAUGGAUGGAAUUUCCGUUUAAGGUUUCCUAGUAAUUCUGUUAUGUGAUGUACUUUUAACUGUACAAACUAAAUGUUAUAUAUAAUGUAAUUAAUGUAGAGUCAAACGGAAUUGACAUUUAAAGUAAUGAAUGUUUAUUAAACAAGAUUACCUUUCAAUGUACAUUCAUUUAUUUAUUUUUGUUAUGUACUUUAUAUAGUGUAUAAAAAUGUCUGACAUUAGGAACAUAAGCAGCUUCACUUUAGUAGGAAAUACUAGGUGCUUUUAGUUUAGUUUUAAUAGGUAUGUACUGUUUAUCAACAAUAUUAAAAUGUUACUAUUAAAACAA